Anguilla rostrata (American eel) is the source of this 1356-nucleotide messenger RNA. It is a transcript of the gene lrrc69, whose product is annotated as leucine rich repeat containing 69. Gene Ontology annotation, molecular function: protein binding. NCBI's taxonomy places the organism in Eukaryota, Metazoa, Chordata, Actinopteri, Anguilliformes, Anguillidae. The coding region runs from base 97 to 1041 and encodes 314 amino acids. The record is from RefSeq and is a predicted model, not a curated record. The transcript has 8 exons.
UGUUGUUCUGUGGCCAACAGCAUUUUCUCUUGAUGCGUCUUAUUUCCAUAGAAACGCUGUACCUUGAAUGCGGAGGUUCAAGGAGAGUGACUUCAAAUGGCAAACAAUCUUGUCAUCAGAGCUUUAAGGGGAAAUGCAAAAUCGUUUAGUUUGAGUUCUAAGAAUAUAAACCAGAUUCCUAGCACAGUUGCAAAUCUUACGAGUCUUUUGAAACUACAGUUAAAUAACAAUUGCCUUUCAACUCUGCCCAUUGAAUUGCAGUCUUUGUGCCACUUGACAGAGCUGAACCUGGGAAACAAUCUUCUCGAAGAGAUUCCACCUGUUCUGAAGUAUCUUCCAUCGCUAAGAAAACUGUAUGUAUUUGGAAACCAAAUCGAAAAUUUGCCUGAAGACAUUUUUGGUGCGCUCUCAAAACUUGUCCUUCUGAAUUUGAAUCACAACAAAAUUAGAGUCCUUCCACCAGAGAUAAAAGGUCUUACUCACUUGGAAAUUUUGAGUCUAACUCACAACCAACUGGAAGUUAUUCCUGCUGAAAUAGCUUUGCUUAAUAAGCUGACUGAGCUCAACUUAACUAACAACAACCUUGUCACUUUGCCACCACAACUCUGCUUCUUGCCACAACUGUCAAAGCUCUAUAUUGCAAGAAACUGUCUGAAAGAACUACCUGAGGGGAUAUUCAGACUGUCGAAGCUCAAAGUCCUAGAUGUUGCAGGAAAUUGUCUGACCAUGUUUCCAGUGGAUCAGUUAAGUGGUUUGUAUGAUACUGGUAUGCUAGUUCCACCUUGUCAGGGUGGAGGAGCUGUACUGCGAAGGAAAUGCUUUCGUCCAGCACAAAUUGGUGGAAUCCAUUCAAGAGACAGAGGUGCUGUCUUUAAAGGCGGCCAGGCUGAUCCUGAUGGAGUGCAGGAGGGAGCGCUCUGUCCUGCGCCGGGCCCUGGCGCUCCACCCGGCCGUGGCGGACGCGCUGUCUCUGGCGGGCAGGUGUGCCCUCUGCUCCCAGGCCUUCCUCACCACCUGGCUGGAGUGCGUGCGGUUUGUUAACCUCAGGAAGGACAUGAAGUUGAGAAGCUCGCAGUCCGUCCCAGUGAGAGUCCAGCUCUGUUCCUACAGCUGCUUCAACCAGAGCGGUCACAUGUACUACGGAGUUGCAUCUGUAUAGAAAAAAAGGUGUAAGUCUGUUUAUAUGCCUCUGAAUGGCUUUCUUUAGAAUGACCUUUGGUUAAAAGCUACUGUGGCUAAAUCUUUAUACACAAGUCUGUGGUGUGAUGUGCUCCAUUUUACAUGGCAAGAAAAAAAAAAGAUACAUUUAUAUUUAUAUAUAUAUAUAUACACACACACACACGGUAUAUAUAUAUA